AUGAAUCGAAGUUGCCUUUCUCCAGCAUCACGAAUCUGUAUUGCUGCCGAUGUACAUCGACAUAGCACCAGCGACGAUGAUAGCGGAUGUGUUCUUGAAGAAUAUGCUUGGGUACCAAGCGGUGUUAAACCUGACACGGUUCAUAUGUAUUUUGCUUGUCUACCGGAAGAUAAGAUUCCCUAUGUUAAUUCGGUUGGCGAAAAAUAUCGUGCACGACAGCUGCAAUACCAAUUACCUCCACAGGAUUCAGAUCCCCGAUAUUGUGGGAAGUUAACGGAUACCGAAGAAAAGGAAUUGGAACAAUUUGAACAGGCCAGAAAAAAGGAUUGUCUUGGACGUGGGGUAAUCAAACAGUUACCGUACGAUAACAAACGACGACAUUGUCAUCAGAUUAAUUUAAUGUCGUUGGAAAAACGAUAA
Messenger RNA from Enterobius vermicularis (human pinworm), 420 nucleotides. Lineage: Eukaryota; Metazoa; Nematoda; Chromadorea; Rhabditida; Oxyuridae. The record is from the annotation of a GenBank genome assembly.